AUGGCCGCGAAACUUGCCAAGGAUCUCACCCUCAAGGGCUCGUCCACUUCUAUGCCAAAGCUUGUCUACGGCACGGCAUGGAAGAAAGACAGAUCAGCAGACCUUGUUUACACCGCUCUCAAAUAUGGUUUCCGCGGUAUCGACACGGCGGGCCAGCCUAAGCAUUACAACGAGAAAGGUGUAGGGCAAGGAGUCCAAAGAGCUAUCAAGGAUGGUAUAAUUAAGCGCGAAGGGCUAUUUCUUCAAACCAAGUUCUCUCCACCAGGCAACCAAGCUGAAAAUGCACCUUAUGAUUUCAACGUGCCUGUCGUGGACCAGGUUCACCAAUCUGUGCAGUCCUCACUGAAGUACUUCACCGUCGAGGGCGAGGAACCCUACUUUGACAGCGUGCUCCUUCAUAGCCCUUUGCGAACCAUGGAGGAUACCAUCACAGCAUGGAAGACUCUCGAGACCUACGUACCCCACAAGAUUCGAAACCUGGGCAUUUCCAACACCACACUGCCAAUCCUCCAAGCGCUCAAUGGCGCAGUGACCGUCAAGCCUAGUGUUGUUCAAAAUCGCUUCUACCCAGACACGCGCUUCGAGGUGGAACUCAGAGCUUACUGCCGACAGCAAGAUAUCGCAUUCCAAUCUUUCUGGACACUUAGCGCGAAUCCGAGACUUGCUGUGAGUAAGCCGGUGAAGCUAGUUGCAGAAAAGGCCGGCGUCGAGCCUGUGGCUGCGUACUAUGCCCUCGUUCUGGGUCUGGAUGGAGUUACAGUUCUGGAUGGAACAACGACGGAGAGUCACAUGAAGGAUGAUCUUGAGGGGGUUGAGAAGAUUGCAUCGUGGGCUGAGGAAAGUGGUGCCGAUGAGUGGACUGCUGCUUUGACUGAGUUUAAGCAAAGUAUUGGGGAUGAAUGA
Messenger RNA from Fusarium coffeatum, 903 nucleotides. RefSeq lists its product as uncharacterized. Gene Ontology annotation, molecular function: aldose reductase (NADPH) activity. Gene Ontology annotation, cellular component: cytosol. The coding region runs from base 1 to 903 and encodes 300 amino acids. The transcript is spliced from 2 exons. The record is from RefSeq and is a predicted model, not a curated record. Lineage: Eukaryota; Fungi; Ascomycota; Sordariomycetes; Hypocreales; Nectriaceae.